This is a messenger RNA of Histoplasma capsulatum G186AR, 3393 nucleotides long. Its product is annotated as ATP-dependent RNA helicase DHX8. The transcript has a single exon. Gene Ontology annotation, molecular function: RNA binding; ATP binding. Lineage: Eukaryota; Fungi; Ascomycota; Eurotiomycetes; Onygenales; Ajellomycetaceae. Gene Ontology annotation, cellular component: catalytic step 2 spliceosome; intracellular anatomical structure. The record is from RefSeq and is a predicted model, not a curated record. The coding region runs from base 1 to 3393 and encodes 1130 amino acids.
AUGGAUAUCCGGACAUAUAUCUCUGACUCCCUCCUACGGCUAACGGGUGCGUCGGACGCGACAGUCAUCGAUUACAUCCUCGCCACCACAAGCUCUGCAAAAUCAGCCGGCUCCUUACACGAAAAGCUAGGACCGUUCCUGGACGGAGAUGAGGGUGAUAUCCAUUCGUUCUGCGCUGAGCUCUGGAAACGGGUGCGUGGCGGUUCUAGUGCGGAGGAUGGCGGCAAAAAGGCCAGCAAGGAAAAGGGAGGGGAUGGGUUGAAGAAAAGAUACAAAUUGGUUGAUAUGGAAGAGGAGGAUGUGGAUGUUAAUGCUGGAUUGGCGCCGCUGCAGAGUACGGAGGCGGGGAAGUUAAGAAGGAAGGCGAAGGAGAACGGGGAGAGUGGAGAGAGUCGGGAUCGCGAUGAUGAUUCGAGGCGCAAGCGUGCGCAUCGCGAUGCGAGAGGGGAGCGGAAGCGAGGGCGAGAGGGCGACAAUGAUCGUGAUGGUCGGCAUCGGUCGAAGAAGGUGCGCAGAAGGGAUGAUAGGGACUUCGAGGACCAGUGGGGCGAUGAAGAUAUACCCGGGGAUGAAGCUGAGAUGCAUGAUGAACGACUACAAGAUGAAGGAUAUCAGCAUGAAGAAAGGGAACCACGACAACACUCUCGAAGCCCUCGAUCCUCUUCUCCCGCUUCGGAUAUAGAUCCUGAGACCAAAGCAGAGCGAGCCAGACAGCGCGACCUCAAGGAACGAGAUGAAUUCGCGAAACGCCUUGCGAAAAAGGACGAGUCGAAGUCGAAGAAGAUCGUUGAAGAUCGGUCGUCUACUAAGGACUCACAGGCUGCCCGACGUCGUGCGCUGGCUGAUGACGCUGCAGCGAGGUCGGCGGCGAUGCCAGAUCUGCGGCUUCGCUCGCGGCAGGAAUAUCUCAAGAAACGUGAAGCGGAGCGGUUGGCUCUGCUGCGCAAGCAAGUGGCGGAGGAAACCGCUGAGCUUCGCGAGAAUCCAAACUUGACGCGUCGGGAAAAAGAAGAGUUUGCGAAAAAUAGAGAAGUUCUUCGGUUAGCGGAGGAAAGACUGCGGAUUGACGAUUAUCGGGAUGGCUAUGCGUUGCCGGAAGAUUAUAUCACGGAAAAAGGCAAGAUUGAUCGAAAACGGAAAGAAGAAGCGCUUUACAAGCGAUAUGUUGACCGGGACGAGCAUGGGCAUGAGCGAUUCAUUACCGAGCAUGAGGAGUGGGAGAAUGAGCAGACGGCCAAGGCGAAAGCGCAAAUUCAAAGGGCGGAGUUUGUUGAUGAAGGGGACUACGAAUAUGUGUUUGACGAUGCGCAGAAAAUAAAUUUCAUCAUGGAUUCGAAGUUGGAAGGGGACCGAAAGCCGUUAACAAAGGACCAGCUACUGUUCCAGCAGAAGCUAGAUGCGGCGGAGCAGAAAGCAGCUUCCAUUGAAGAGACAAGGAAGAGUUUACCUAUCUACCGAUUCAGAGAGGAAAUUAUACAAGCUGUUGCGGAUCAUCAGGUUAUUAUCAUCGUUGGAGAAACUGGUAGUGGGAAAACUACUCAGAUUCCUCAGUAUUUGCACGAGGCGGGUUAUACUAAAGGGGGGAUGAAGAUUGGUUGCACACAACCUAGGCGAGUUGCAGCGAUGAGCGUUGCUGCGCGUGUCGCUGAGGAGAUGGGUGUUAAAGUUGGGAAUGAAGUUGGAUAUGCCAUCCGGUUUGAGGAUGCUACCAGCGACAAAACAGUGCUCAAAUAUAUGACUGAUGGUAUGCUGCUGCGUGAACUGCUCACGGAGCCUGACCUUGGGGGAUAUUCUGCACUAAUGAUUGAUGAAGCUCACGAGAGAACCGUAUCCACGGACAUUGCGUGUGGCCUGCUAAAGGACAUUGCCAAGGCAAGACCUGAUCUGAAAUUACUUAUCUCGUCAGCGACGAUUGAUGCUCAAAAAUUUCAGAAAUAUUUUGAUGAUGCGCCAAUUUUCAACAUUCCUGGCCGGAGAUAUCCUGUUGACAUACACUAUACGUCGCAGCCAGAGGCAAAUUAUCUUGCCGCAGCGAUCACUACCGUGUUCCACAUCCACAUCAGUCAGGGAGCUGGUGACGUCUUGGUCUUUCUCACGGGCCAAGAGGAGAUUGAAGCUGCAGAACAGAGUAUACAAGAAACGGCUCGGAAACUAGGAUCCAAGAUACCGGAACUGAUAAUAUGUCCCAUCUACGCGAACUUGCCUUCGGAACUUCAAGCCAAAAUCUUUGAACCUACGCCCCCCGGAGCGCGAAAAGUGGUCCUUGCUACAAACAUUGCAGAGACCAGUCUGACCAUUGACGGAAUCGUGUACGUGAUUGACCCAGGCUUUGUGAAAGAAAACGUGUUCAACCCUCGUACUGGAAUGGAGAGCCUUGUCGUUACCCCCUGCUCGCGCGCAUCUGCAGGCCAAAGAGCGGGGAGAGCAGGCCGUGUUGGCCCGGGCAAAUGUUUCCGGUUAUAUACAAAAUGGGCAUUCUACAACGAGCUAGAAGAAAAUACUACGCCAGAAAUCCAACGGACAAACCUCAACGGAGUCGUCUUGAUGUUGAAAUCUCUCGGGAUCGACCAACUUCUUGAUUUCGAUUUCAUGGACCCACCGCCUGCAGAAACGCUUAUCCGUGCUCUCGAACAGUUAUACGCGCUCGGUGCGCUCAAUGACCAUGGAGACUUGACCAAGGUUGGAAGGCAGAUGGCCGAGUUCCCUACCGAUCCAAUGCUUGCCAAGGCUAUCCUCGCGGCGGAUAAAUAUGGUUGCGUCGAAGAGGUGCUUUCGAUAAUCGCCAUGCUGGGUGAAGCUAGCGCCUUAUUCUUCCGGCCUAAAGACAAAAAGAUCCACGCAGAUAGUGCUCGUGCGCGUUUCACGAUCAAAGAUGGAGGCGACCACUUCUCGCUUCUAAACGUGUGGAACCAGUGGGUCGAUUCCGACUUCAGUUAUGUUUGGGCCCGUGAGAAUUUCCUCCAGCAACGAAGCUUAACGCGUGCUCGUGAUGUGCGCGAUCAGCUCGCCAAGCUCUGCGAUCGAGUGGAGGUUACCAUUACCUCUGCCGGGUCUAAUAAUCUCGCCCCCAUCCAAAAGGCCAUCACGGCCGGGUUCUUCCCCAAUGCGGCGCGUCUACAACGUGGUGGCGAUUCGUAUCGGACGGUCAAAAAUGGGCAGACGGUGUACCUACACCCGUCUAGCACGCUGUUCGAGGUGAACCCGAAGUGGGUAAUAUAUUAUGAACUGGUACUGACGAGCAAGGAGUAUAUGCGAAGCAACAUGCCUCUGCAGCCCGAGUGGCUGGUAGAGGUGGCCCCGCAUUAUCAUAAGAAGAAGGAUCUGGAGACGUUGGGGAUUGAUAGAAAAGUGCCAAAGGGGCAGGGGGCGACGGGAGAGAAAAGUAAGAUAUGA